AAGAUGCUCUACACUCUACACUCUACCCUUCCCAAAGGAGGAAGACCUUAGUGCAGGCUGUACAGAUAUGGACGCCAUGUUUUCUCGCCUUUCCUUUCUGAUAAUCAUUCUCUCUUUAUUUGCAGGGAGAGGCAUUGCAGAAAAGGCUAGGGCGCUCUUCGUAUUCGGAGACUCUUACGCCGACACAGGAAAUAAAGAUCCAUACAAUCAAAGUAUAAACCAGCCAUGGAGAAGACCAUACUGUUUGACCUGGCCUGGCUAUCCCGCAGGCAGAUUUUCUUCUGGAAAAAUCCAGACAGACUUUUGGGGGGAUAUUUUAGGGCUUCCCGUUCCCAUAGCUUAUGAGCUGCUGAGAAGUCACGACUGUAAAGCAACUGCAAAGAAGACUAGAAAAGGAGUGAAUUUUGCAGUUGGAGGAAGUGGAAUAUUUCAAGCCUACGGUUUCAUAACAGUAGCACAACAGGUGAAGCAGUUUAAGAAACUGACAGCAGGAAGUCACGGGUUCGAAUCUCGCAAGCUCUCGCGGUCUGUAGUUCUUAUCUCUGUGGCCGGCAACGACUACGGUGCAUUCCUUUCUAGUAGAAACGGCUCCAUUCAGGGACUGAUCGAUCUGGUGAAACCUGUGGUAAGCGGGACAAUCGACGCUGUGAAAGAGUUGUAUGAAAGCGGACUUAGGAAUUUUGCGGUGAGUAAUAUUGGUCCGUUUGGGUGCACGCCUCAGAUCGGCAAAACAUCCUGUGAUUCAAACUACGAUUACUUUGUAGCUCUUCAUACAAGAUUAUUGAGAGAGGGUGUAGAAAGCCUCAAAUCGGAUCUCAAGGAAUUGUCCAUCAUAAUUUCAGAUUUGGUGUCUGCGGUUAAUCAUAUAUUCUCCAGUCCUGCACAAUUCGGUUUUAUGGAUUUGUUCUUCCCUUGCUGUGCUAUAAAAGGUGGUGUUGAAAUGUGUGGAGUGGUGGACGAAAUAGGCAGGCCUUUAUUUGAAGUGUGUUCUAACGUGAAAGAAAAGUUUUUCUGGGAUUCAGUCCAUCCAACACAGCGAGGAUGGAAUGCGAUAAUGUCGUUGUACAGUAAUGGGGCAAAAGAAGAGAAUAUCAGUAUCAGUUUUAUUGAGGGGGCACCAAAUGUUAUUGAGUGGAUAGAUUCCCUUGGAUUUGUGGCUUACAAUAUCUCCACAAUGUUUUCAUCGAAAUAAGCUUUUCAUAGGAAAUUUGUGUAUCCUUUAAAUAAAUAUCAUGUACCUAUGUGAUUUCAGAACAUUUCUUUAAAGAUUCUCUGCAAUAGAAAAGAAGAGGCCGAAUUUUAUUUUUCAUGAGAAUGAAAUUUAUAAUUUUUUUAAUGCAAUAGUGCAACCCUCGGAAAUGUGAUGCUGCAAAAGUAGUAU
This is a messenger RNA of Cryptomeria japonica (Japanese cedar), 1381 nucleotides long. Its product is annotated as GDSL esterase/lipase At5g03610. Gene Ontology annotation, molecular function: hydrolase activity, acting on ester bonds. NCBI's taxonomy places the organism in Eukaryota, Viridiplantae, Streptophyta, Pinopsida, Cupressales, Cupressaceae. The record is from RefSeq and is a predicted model, not a curated record. The transcript is spliced from 5 exons. The coding region runs from base 68 to 1192 and encodes 374 amino acids.